This is a messenger RNA of Purpureocillium takamizusanense, 1746 nucleotides long. RefSeq names its product Amidase. Lineage: Eukaryota; Fungi; Ascomycota; Sordariomycetes; Hypocreales; Ophiocordycipitaceae. Gene Ontology annotation, molecular function: catalytic activity. The transcript has 2 exons. The record is from RefSeq and is a predicted model, not a curated record. The coding region runs from base 1 to 1746 and encodes 581 amino acids.
AUGUCUGUGUUUUUCAAGGAUAUAUCACUGGACAAUCCGGUACGGGCGGGAGAUGUGGAGAAGCUGCUCAAGCCCUUGGGUUUGACCGUGAACCCAGAGGAAUCUGCCGAUUACACGCGCCUGCUGGCCGCGGCACACGACUGCGCAGAGCGCGUAUCCAAGCUCCCAGACUACCAGCCUGCACCGGAUAUUGAGCGCUUUCCCCGCCGCGACAUACAUAUUCCAACCGCGGAUGAGCAAGCGUAUGGUCAUGCAUGGGCUCACCGCUUCACGGUUUGCGGGAAUACGUUUGCUACGUCAGGUAUGAGAGGAAAGAGGGUUUGCAUCAAGGACUGCAUCGCCGUGGCCCAUGUUCCACAGUUCUUUGGAAGUGAUGCGUUUCCGGCCUGGACACCCAAGGUGGACGCAACGGUCGUGACAAGGGUCCUCGAGGCUGGCGCUGAUAUCGUCGGCACAGCUACCUGUGAGAACUUUUGCAAUUCGACGUCUUCAUUCACCAGUGCCCAGGGCAUCGUCGAGAAUCCUCACAAGCCUGGCUACUCUGCUGGAGGGAGCACCUCGGGCGGCGCUGCUCUCGUGGGUGGGGGGCUAGUGGAUGUCGCCAUUGGGACUGAUCAGGGCGGGAGCAUUCGGGUGCCUGCAUCACUUUGCGGGUGCGUUGGCUUCAAACCGACACAUGGGCUCGUUCCAUACACGGGCAUCACAAGUGGUGAUCAGAUUGAUGACCAUGCUGGCCCUAUCGCGGGGUCUGUUGACGAGGUUGCCGAAUGUCUUGACGCCAUUGCCGGAUAUGAUGGGAUAGAUGAUAGGUCCCUUGCUGCAGCGCCUCCUGGGUUCUUCCAAUACAAGGCAUCUCUGACAGGCUUGGACCAGAGGCUCGACGGCGUACGAGUUGGCGUUUUGAGAGAGGGCCAUGAAAGCGACUUGAUACAACCUGGCGUCAGAAAAUCGUUCUUCGAGGCCGUCCAGCGAAUCGAGGCACUCGGUGGUACUGCGGAAGAAGUCACCAUCCCCUUACACAAGGAAGGGCCUUCGAUAUGGACCAUUCAGCAGCGCAUAUCUGGGACAUCCGGCAUCCUGGGUCACGCCAACGGUCGCAGAGGCCUUUACCUGACUGAAUUUGAGCACGCCCGCCUGCCGUGGACAGCACGCAAUUUUGAUAAGCUAUUUCCCUCGACUAAGAAUACUGUGAUUAACGGCUUGUACCUUGCACAUAAGUUCCCGGGCCUGUACGCCAAAACAGUCAACAUUGGGCGGAAAAUUGCAGACGCUUACGAGGCAAUGUUCAAAAGCUAUGAUGUGAUCAUCAUGCCCACAACACCAUUUGUGGCGCCGCGACAUGGUGACAGGAGGUUCGUGUUGCGAUCAUUUGAACCUAGCAUGGGCAUGACUGUCAAUACGGCCGUGUUCAAUGUUACAGGGCAUCCAGCUCUAUCGCUGCCUAUAGGGUGGUCGAUGGCAGCAGACGAUGAGCAAGUCAUGCUUCCAGUCGGGAUGCAAAUUGUCGGUGGUUUGUGGCAGGAGAAGAAAGUCCUGAGGGUGGCCAAGGCUGUUGAACAGAGCUUUGACUGGAAGCUUUCCAAUCCGGUCACUAGCGGAGACAUCAACAGACCCAGGGACUCAUCGGGAGAAAAAGUCGAUGCCAAGGUUGACGAGAUUGAACAACGAGCUCCAAAUGGACACCAGGCAGGCAAGGCCUGUCCGGGACCACUUGCUGCUAUGGAGAGAGCGGGGGUCACUGCAUGA